This is a messenger RNA of Asparagus officinalis (garden asparagus), 2411 nucleotides long. RefSeq names its product transcription factor EGL1-like. Bases 201 to 2165 code for a protein of 654 amino acids. The transcript is spliced from 8 exons. Gene Ontology annotation, molecular function: protein dimerization activity. NCBI's taxonomy places the organism in Eukaryota, Viridiplantae, Streptophyta, Magnoliopsida, Asparagales, Asparagaceae. The record is from RefSeq and is a predicted model, not a curated record.
AUAAACUUAAUUGGAAAAAAAAAAAAAAUUUCUAACACCAUUCCAUUUUGGGUGGAAGGGAAGUAGCUUUUUUUUACCAGCACUUUAUCAAUAGAAACCGAUCGACGCUAAAGAUUCUUGAUUAGGAUAAAAGAAAUGGAUAUUUCUUUUGAAGCAUUUUGCUUAGUGAUUUAGCUGGUUAUGUGUCAAAGACUCUAGCAAUGGAAGCAGGGGGGGAAAUCCAAGAAGGGUUGCAAGAGAAUCACUUUAAACAGCAGCUUGCAGCAACUGUUAGAAAUUUGCGGUGGAGCUAUGCAAUCUUUUGGUCUGCUUCAUCUAGACAACAAGGGGUAUUAUCAUGGGCUAAUGGAUACUACAAUGGCGACAUAAAAACUAGGAAGACGACUCAACCGAUGGAAUUUAAAGCUGAUCAGCUUGGUCUUCAGAGAAGUGAGCAACUGAGAGACCUUUAUGAAUCUCUCUCAGCAGCUGAAAACAAUCAGCAAACCAGAAGGCCAUCUGCUUCAUUAUCUCCUGAAGAUUUAACUUCUACCGAAUGGUACUACUUGGUUUGCAUGUCCUUCACAUUCAAUCCAGGACAAGGGUUACCAGGUAGAGCCUUAGCAAACAAUCAGCAUAUAUGGUUGAAUAAUGCACAAUUCGCAGACAGCAGAACUUUCUCAAGGUCUCUUUUAGCAAAGAGUGCAUCAAUUCAGACAGUGGUCUGCUUUCCCUUCAUGGAUGGUAUUCUGGAGCUUGGUACAACUGAACAGGUUUUGGAGGAUUCCGUGCUAGUACAGCAAGUCAAAACAACCUUCUGGGAUUUUCCCAUCCCUGUUUGCUCUGAACAAUCUAUAUCAAGUUCGCCAAACGUAGAAAAGGAUGAAGAGGAAACCAUACACCCAACUCUUGAUCAUGAUCAACUAAUAGAAGAUGCAAUGGAAUUGGAGAAUGACAACUUGAUACCUGAGGAUAUUCUAUUACCUUUUGCUUUUAAUUUUCCUUCUUAUGCUCCUACCAAAAAUGUUGAUGCAAUUCAUGACGAAGUGGAGGAGCUAAAUCCAAAAAUAUGUGAGGAAAUACAAAAUGGUUCUCCCGGUGGAAGUUCAAACGAUUACUGCACGAAUCAUCACACUGAUGAUUCUUUAAGGAUGGAUGAAUUACAAAGUUGUAUGUCCCAAUCCUUCGUGAAUUCUCAAAGGAUUCUUUCUUCUCCAAGGGGUGAAAGGAUAAGGAAUCAUGUUUUAGAUUGCCUUCAAGAAGGAAACAAUGCAUAUUUGACCUCCCUAGAUCUUGAAGGUGAUGAGACUCACUACGAAAGGACUCUUUCUGUGAUUUUAACAAACUCAAAGGGGUCGGUCUCAGAUUCAUGCUUCCUUAAUGGAUCUCAAGCAUCCAAUUUUACACAUUGGAGAAGAGAUUUCACCAUUCCAAAACCAACAAGUGACACACCUCAGAAACUCUUGAAGAAGAUUUUGGUUGGUGCAUCUUGGAUUCAGGAUUAUCUUCGAUCAUUGAAACCGCCAGAAGAAAAUGGGAUUAGGAAUAAUGUUUGCAAGCCAGAAGGAGAUGAUACAAGCGGUAAUCAUGUGUUAUCAGAGAGGAGAAGAAGAGAGAAGCUGAAUGAAAAGUUCCUCAUUCUCAGAUCACUCGUUCCUUCCAUUAGCAAGGUGGACAAAGCAUCAAUCCUUGGUGAUACGAUAGACUACGUAAAAGAGCUCAAAAGAAGAGUAGAGGAACUGGAAUCUUGCAAAGAGAGAGGAGAAGUUGAGGCUAGAGAAAGAAGAAAGAACUUAGAAGUAGCAGAAGAGACAUCCGAUAGUCACAGGAAUUAUGAAGGCACCAACAGAAGAACGGCAUUGGCAAACAAGAGGAAAGCUUGUGAUAUCGAGGAAAAUAAGAUAGAACAUGACCACUGGUUUAGGUCCAAAGAUAAUGCAGUUGAUAUCAAUAUUACUAUGAUUGAGAAAGAGAUUUUGCUUGAGAUGAACUGCCCUUGGAGAGAUUGUUUGUUACUAGAGAUAGUUGACGCGAUGAGCAACCUUCAUUUGGAUGCUCAUUCAGUGCAAUCAUCGAUUCUUAAUGGAAAACUCGUACUUAGACUGAAAGCUAAGCAUAGAAGUUUGGUUGUGGUAUCACCGGGUAUGGUGAAGAGAGCACUUCAGAGAGUUGUCAACAAAUGCUGAAGUAUCUCUUGCAGCAGGCGUGUAUUAAUACUACGGAUAUCAGUAAAUUUGGGAUCUCCCAUGAUAUUCUCCAUUAUUUGGAAAAUUCCAGGUGGCUUAUAAUAUUUUGUUACUAUCUAACAUGUAUCCAUCCCUGUGCAGUCAUUCCUCCGUCCAAAUACUUGAUGUAUUUAUUUUGACUUGGGUAAUACUAUUAUCAUACUUAUUCCAUCAUUUAAUCUUCAACUGGUUGAAGUUUUCUGCUCA